AGUGCAAAUAUUAAUUAAAAAAUGGUUAAUCAACCCACUUAACCCGGCAAUCCAACCGGCCGGAACAAACCCUUUACCCAUCAACCCACUCAACUGCGGGCCUAUUCGGCCAUGGAAGAUCGCGAUUCAUCUUCUCUGCGAUUCUCCGCAACACCGCCGACCGGAAAUUCUUAGCUCUCCCCCUCCGCUCUCUCCUCCUAAGAAUGCGUGUCGUGCUCCAAUGGGAGAAGUCGAAGUCGGAGUUUCAGCUCAGCUACGCAAAGUGAUGGCGGCAGAAUGAAGUCUCCGGCAACUGAGACUCACCUGUCGGACAACACCGCAACCAUAGACGGUUCCCUCUACCGCGCUUCCUCGAUUUCUUCCACCACCGCCGCCGUAGAAGAAUGCGCUUGGGCCCUGCGGUUAGCGGAUGAAAAGGUUGCGGAGGAGACCAAGGAACUUGCGGAGAAUCGCAGAGAAGUUGGCCGAGUCGGUGGAAGCGGAGAACGCCGCGGUGAAGUCGGAGAAGGCGUCGGUGGAGUCGAAAUUGAGGGAGCUAGGAGAAAGAGAAGAGGACUUCGAGUCGCUGGGGAGUUACAUUGAGGAAAGAGCGAUUGGAGUUCGGAAGGUUGAAGAAGAAUUGGCAGGGAAGAGGAAAGAACUCGAGGUUCAAGAGAAGGAGAUUGAACGGAAGAGGGAAGAGCUCGAGGAACGCUUGUACCGGUUCCAGAAUCGGGCGAAGGGAUUGGAGGUGGGCCGAAUAGUCCCAGGUGGGGGCGAUUCAUCUUCCGUCGCCGAAUAGUCCCGCAGUUGAACAUAAAACACCAUAUCUCCCGCAGUUCAGCCGGCGAACGAAUCAGUUGGAGGAGUGUCGGCGAGGAGGAGGAUGGUGGACCAAUCGGUUGGAGGAGGUCUGGUCGCCGACGGCAGAAGAAUCGCCAGUCUCCUCUCCUCACGAUUUCGUUCUGGCCGUUGGGGGUAAUAGUCCAAUUGGGGACCGGAUGGGUGAAGGAUUUGUUCCGACCGGUUGGAUUGCCGGGUUAAGUGGGUUGAUUAACCAUUUUCUAAUUAAUAUUUGCACUGAUG
Messenger RNA from Linum trigynum, 1065 nucleotides. The record is from the annotation of a GenBank genome assembly. NCBI's taxonomy places the organism in Eukaryota, Viridiplantae, Streptophyta, Magnoliopsida, Malpighiales, Linaceae.